Molecule: messenger RNA, 9349 nt
Organism: Betta splendens (Siamese fighting fish)
Lineage: Eukaryota; Metazoa; Chordata; Actinopteri; Anabantiformes; Osphronemidae
Gene: plxna4
Product: plexin A4
Exons: 32
Coding region: 571-6318 (1915 amino acids)
Biological process (GO): regulation of GTPase activity; negative regulation of cell adhesion; semaphorin-plexin signaling pathway involved in axon guidance
Cellular component (GO): semaphorin receptor complex
Molecular function (GO): semaphorin receptor activity; protein binding
Source: RefSeq, a predicted model, not a curated record
CAGCACCCUCAGCACCUCAGUCGAGCAGGAGCACCGCACUGAGUCACAUCUAUACACGCACACAUACACACAUAACACGCACACACACGCACACAAGCACAGCCUCCUGCGGUAAUCCCGUGCGGCGCAGCGGCUUUUCCAACGGCAUACCAAGUGCGUCCGCGCCGGGAGAUGGGAGGCGCAGCUCGCGGCUUCCUGAGCGCUCAGAGCGGCGUAGUAGACUCCUGCUGAUCGGGGAUGCUGCCGGAGUCUGCUGCUAUUUCUCAUUCCCGUGCAGGAAUCGCUUCCAAGCUGCACCUCUGUCGGGGAUCUAAAGUGGACACGCCGUUUGAUCAGGAUAUACACUGUUCUCAGCAUUUGUGAUCUUUUUUCGGAGGGGGGAGUAAUCGGAGUUGGAGACUGCUCUGGACUUGCUUCUUAUCCGCAGUGUCGAUGCGGCUGUGAAGUGAUAUCUGCAUAGAUUACAGGUAUAGAAUGUCCUCCGUCUUGAGAGAAGCUUGAUCCUGAUUGGCCUACAGUACUGGACUGUGCCUCUUCCCGCCGCCCGCCACUCCCAUCACCAGAACAGCCAUGACGUCCCUCACCAGGAUACGGACCUGCUUUUUUCUAUGCUGCUUUCUGUCCAGCGUGGUGCUUCCUGUGACAUCACAAACCGUGGUGCAAGCAUCGCCGAUUCACAGUGCCGGCUCCCAGGUGAUCACAGCCUCUCUGCAGGAGGAGGAGUAUGCGUCGUUUCGCGCUGAGAACCCUGAGUGGACAUUCAACCAUCUGGCGGUGGACUAUCGCAAUGGCAAUGUUUACUUGGGAGCUGUAAAUCGCAUAUACAAGCUUUCCCCAGACUUGGAGGUCCAGGUGUCGCAUGAGACUGGCCCAGAUGAAGACAAUCGCAAGUGCUACCCUCCACGUAUUGUGCAGCCGUGCAGUGAGCCUCUGACACUAACCAACAACGUCAAUAAGAUGCUACUGAUGGACUAUCGCGAGAACCGCCUGCUGGCUUGUGGGAGCCUUUAUCAGGGCAUCUGCAAACUCCUCCGUCUAGACGAUCUCUUCAAACUAGGAGAGCCCUUCCACAAGAAGGAGCACUACCUCUCUGGGGUCAACGAGAGUGGUUCUGUCUUUGGUGUCAUCGUUUCAUAUAGCAACGCCUCACCGGACAUGCUAUUCGUGGCCACAGCCGUGGACGGCAAGCCAGAGUACUUCCCUACCAUAUCGAGCCGCAAGUUGGCCCGAAACUCCGAGGAGGACGGCAUGUUUGCCUAUGUCUUUCACGACGAGUUUGUGGCCUCUAUGAUUAAAAUCCCUUCAGACACCUUCACGGUCAUCCCAGAUUUUGACAUAUACUACAUUUAUGGCUUUGCUAGUGGGAACUUUGUCUACUUCCUAACUUUGCAGCCAGAAAUGGGGAAUGGGCCAACUACUGGCUCGUCCUCUGCUGGUCGGGAACAGGUGUACACUUCCAAAAUAGUCCGCCUUUGCAAGGCAGACACCGCCUUUAACUCCUAUGUAGAGGUGCCUAUUGGAUGCAUUAGUGACAACGUGGAGUACAGAUUACUGGAGGCGGCUUACCUGUCUAAAGCUGGCUCUAUCCUGGCACACUCGCUAGAGGUGGCACCAGACGAUGAUGUGCUCUUCGCUGUCUUCUCGAAAGGCCAGAAGAGGCGUCCACGCCAGGCGUCCCAGGACUCGGCGCUGUGCGUCUUCUCGCUUCGAACCAUUAACGAGAAAAUCAAGAACCGGCUGCAGGCCUGCUACAAGGGAGAGGGCACGCUGGACCUGGCCUGGCUCAAAGUCAAAGACAUCCCUUGCAGCAGCGCGCUCUUGACCAUCGAUGACGACUUUUGUGGCCUCGACAUGAACGCACCAUUGGGCGUGUCUCAGAUGGUGCACGGCAAACCCCUCUUCUCCGACGACGCCGACAAAAUGACGUCGGUCAUCGCCUACGUCUACAAGAACCACUCGCUGGUCUUCGUGGGCACAAAAAGCGGUCAAGUCAAAAAGAUUCGGGUCGACGACUCCUCUCAUGCUCUGCAGUACGAGACAGUGCAGGCGGUGGAGAGCGGACCCGUCCUCAGAGACAUGGCCUUCUCUUCAGACCACCACUACCUCUACGUCAUGUCCGAGACCCAGCUGUCCAGGGUCCCAGUGGAAGCCUGCGGUCAGUAUUCAACCUGCAGCGAAUGUCUGGGCUCAGGAGACCCACACUGUGGCUGGUGUGUCCUGCACAACAUGUGCACCAGAAAGGAGAAAUGUGAACGCUCAUCCGAGCCCCGGCGCUUUGCGUCGGACAUCAAGCAGUGCGUGCGUCUCAGCGUUCACCCCAAUAACAUCUCAGUGUCCCAGUUUAGUGUGACGCUGGUGCUGGAGGCCCACAAUGUGCCAGAGCUGUCUGCCGGGGUCAACUGCACCUUUGAGGACGUGGCUGAGAUGAACGGCUUGGUGGAGGGGAACCGGAUCAAGUGCUCCUCGCCUGCUGAAAAGGAGAUGCCGCGCAUCAUUGUUGACAAAGGCGAUCACCAGAUCGUGCAGCUGUACCUUAAAUCUAAGGAGACGGGCCUGGCCUUCGCAAACACCAGUUUUGUUUUCUACAACUGCAGCGUGCACAAAUCGUGUCUAUCAUGUGUAAGCAGUCCCUACCAGUGCCACUGGUGUAAAUACAGACAUGACUGCACCCAUGACCCCCGCACGUGCUCUUUUCAGGAGGGACGAGUCAAGAAACCUGAGGGGUGUCCCCAGUUACUGCCUGCUGAUAAGAUCCUGGUUCCAGUCAACGUAGUGAAGCCCAUCACGCUCCGAGCGAAGAACCUACCCCAGCCCCAGUCUGGACAGAGGGGCUACGAGUGUCUCCUGACCAUCCAGGGGAACGAGCACCGCGUCCCUGCCCUGCGCUUCAACAGCUCGUCCGUGCAGUGUCAGAACACAGCGUAUUUUUACGAUGGGAUGGAGAUGAGCAGUCUUCCGGUGGAGCUGACAGUCAUCUGGAACGGGGACUUCAGCAUUGACAACCCCGCCCACAACAAAGUCCAUCUGUACAAGUGCGACGCCCAGCGCAGGAGCUGCGGCUUGUGUCUGAAGGCGGACCCGCUGUUCGGGUGCGUUUGGUGCAAAGGAGAGAACCGCUGCAUGCUCAAGCAGCACUGUCCCCACCCUGAGAACCAGUGGCUGGAGCACAACGGCAUCAACAGCAAGUGCACCGAUCCUCGGAUCACACAGAUCACCCCCCUGCGGGGUCCCAGGGAGGGCGGUGUGCUUGUGACUAUCCGUGGUGAGAACCUGGGACUGGACUUUACAGAGAUUCAGGGCAAUGUAAAGGUGGCCGGAGUCAAUUGCACCCCCAUACAUGAAGGCUAUGUCCCGGCUGAGCAGAUUGUAUGUGAGAUGGGGAAAGCGGAGGAGAGCCAGUACACUGGGAAUGUGCAGGUCUGCGUCGGUGUUGGAAAGUGCAGACCAGAAUUCAUGGCCAAAUCCUCCAAGUACUAUUACUUUGUGGUUCCAAGGAUUAGUGAAAUAAGGCCCAACCGAGGGCCAGUGUCCGGGGGAACCGUUGUCAACAUCACCGGCAGCCACCUUGAUGCUGGGAGCAACGUGUCGAUCACUGUUAGGGAUCAGCCGUGCACUUACCUGAGGAGGGGCGGGCAGUGGCUGACCUGUCGCACCCACGCCUCGUUGCACGGCUACGGCAACAUGUCUGUGUCCGUGAGCAUCAACAAAGCUCAUCUCAAGAAGGACCUGCUGUUCGAGUACGUGGAGGAUCCCACCAUCACCAAGAUAGAGCCUGAGUGGAGUAUCUACAGUGGACACACCCCAGUGACAGUGACAGGCACUAACCUGGACAUCAUUCAGACCCCACUCAUCCGAGCCAAAUACAACGGCCACGAGACACUGAAUCUGUGCGAGGUGCUCAGCCCUACGUCCAUGCUGUGCCAGGCCCCAGAGCUGCCCAUCAGCCUGGCCCGACAGCAGGAGGUCCCCGAGCGACCUGACGAGUUCGGCUUCAAGCUGGACGACGUGCAGGCUGUGAUGGCUCUCAACACCACCAACUUUAUCUACUACCCCAAUCCAGAGUUUGAACCUCUGAGUGUGUCCGGGGUGCUGGAGCUGAAACCUGGAUCACCCAUCAUACUGAAGGGGCGGAACUUCCUCCCGCCGACCAAUAGCGCGAACGGAAAGCUCAACUACACGGUUCUGAUUGGGGAGAAGCCCUGCGUGUUGACGGUGUCAGAGACCCAGCUGCUGUGCGAGUCGCCCAACCUGACAGGGCGACACAAGGUCCUGGCCCGUGUGGGUGGUAUCGAGUUUUCCCCAGGCGUGGUGCACAUCACCUCCGACAGCCCGCUCAGCAGCACCGCCAUCAUCGGCAUCGCCGCCGCCGGAGCCCUGCUCAUCCUCUUCAUCGUGGUGGUGCUCAUCGCCUACAAGCGCAAGUCUCGAGAGAGCGACCUGACUCUGAAGAGACUGCAGAUGCAGAUGGACAACCUUGAGUCCCGGGUGGCGCUGGAGUGCAAGGAGGCUUUUGCAGAGCUCCAGACAGACAUUCAUGAGCUGACCAGUGAUCUGGAUGGUGCAGGAAUCCCAUUCCUGGACUACAGAACCUACACCAUGAGGGUCCUCUUUCCAGGAAUUGAGGAGCAUCCUGUACUCAGAGACCUAGAGGUGCCGGGCUACCGCCAGGAGCAGGUGGAAAAGGGCCUGAAACUUUUCGGCCAGCUCAUUAACAACAAGGUCUACCUGCUGUGCUUUAUUCGCACUCUGGAGGCCCAGCGUGGUUUCUCCAUGCGGGACCGGGGCAACGUGGCCUCGCUCAUCAUGACAGUGCUGCAGAGCAAGCUGGAGUACGCCACUGAUGUUCUCAAGCACCUGCUGUCUGACCUCAUAGACCGCAACCUCGAGAGCAAGAACCACCCCAAGCUGCUGCUCCGCAGGACCGAGUCUGUUGCAGAGAAGAUGCUGACCAACUGGUUCACGUUCCUUCUCUACAAGUUUCUCAAGGAAUGUGCCGGCGAGCCCCUCUUCUCCCUCUUCUGUGCCAUCAAGCAGCAGAUGGAAAAAGGCCCCAUUGACUCCAUUACAGGAGAAGCACGUUACUCACUCAGCGAGGACAAGCUCAUCAGGCAACAGAUUGACUACAAGACACUGGUGGUGAACUGCAUCCAUCCAGAGAACGAGAAGAGCCCAGAGAUCCAGGUCAAGGUGCUGAACUGUGACACAAUCAGCCAAGUGAAGGAGAAGAUCCUGGAUGCCAUCUACAAAAACGUUCCACACUCGCAUCGCCUGAAGGCCACAGACAUGGACCUAGAGUGGCGUCAGGGUCGAGGCCAGCGCAUGAUCCUGCAGGAUGAGGACGUCACCACCAAAAUCGAAGGCGACUGGAAGAGACUGAACAUGCUGGCCCAUUAUCAGGUACCUGAUAAUGCAGUGAUGGCCUUGGUUCCCAAGCAAGUGACAGCCUACAACUCAGUCAACAACUCCACUGUGUCCCGGACGUCUGCAAGUAAAUACGAGAACAUGAUAAAGUACACUGGAAGUCCCGACAGCCUGCGUUCACGGACUCCCAUGAUCACUCCCGAUCUGGAGAGCGGGGUCAAAGUCUGGCACCUGGUGAAGAACCAUGAGCACGGAGACCAGAAGGAGGGCGACCGAGGAAGCAAGAUGGUCUCCGAGAUCUACCUGACGCGACUCCUGGCUACCAAGGGCACAUUACAAAAGUUUGUGGACGACCUGUUCGAGACCAUCUUCAGCACAGCCCAUCGAGGCAGCGCGCUGCCGCUGGCCAUCAAGUACAUGUUCGACUUCCUGGACGAGCAGGCCGACAAACACAACAUCCACGACCCCCACGUGCGACACACAUGGAAGAGCAACUGCCUACCUCUGCGUUUCUGGGUGAAUGUGAUCAAGAACCCUCAGUUCGUGUUUGACAUCCACAAGAGCAGCAUCACAGACGCGUGUCUGUCCGUGGUGGCCCAAACCUUCAUGGACUCCUGCUCCACCUCCGAGCACCGCCUUGGGAAGGACUCGCCCUCCAACAAGCUGCUUUACGCCAAGGACAUCCCCAGUUACAAGAACUGGGUGGAGAGGUACUACUCAGACAUCAGCAAGAUGCCGGCGAUCAGCGACCAGGACAUGAACGCCUACUUGGCAGAGCAGUCACGGAUGCACAUGAACGAGUUCAACACCAUGAGCUCCCUCAGUGAGAUCUACUCCUACGUGGGCAAAUACACUGAGGAGAUCGUGUGCUCACUGGAGCAGGAUGACGCAGCCAGGAAACAGAGGCUGGCCUUCAAGCUGGAGCAGGUGGUGGCCUUCAUGAGUCUGGAGAGCUGAGGACCGCAUUUCCCAGGGCGCACUGGGAAGAAACCCCGUCAGAAACCGAGCUGUGCCUGAGCGAAGACCUGUCCCCAUCUUUCUCAUCCCGUGACUUCCUCCUGCCGCCUUUCAAAGAUGACUUCUUCCUCGACCCUUUUUUCUGCUUCCUCUUCCCCCCGAGAAGUUCUUUUGUUUUCCUCAUCGACUCUGCUGCAUAGACUAGUUUACCUGAACAUAUCUGAUGGGUGGUUCGGGCUGGAGUCGGAAUCUUCCACAGCGCAAUGUGGGGGAUCCCUCAGCUUCACCACAGGGAGAGCUUCAAGGGGCGAUUGCUUGAAAGCUGGCCAUAUUGGCAUGCGUCAGUCCCCCCACUGGAUGAACAGAGGGGAGGAACAUUUUUAUGUUGCCUUUAAGACUUUACACUGAUAAGUGAUUCUUUCAAAACCACGAUAUUGGCUGUCUAUUCUGUUGAGGACUUUUUACAACAUAGGGUAGUUAAAGUAAAACCAUCUAGCGUCCAGUUUAUCGUAGUUCUAUAUAAACAUACUGAAUCGAGAGGAAACGAUGACUGCAAGCCAAAUUCACACCUCUGAAAAAAAAGAAUGCAAGGAUGGUUUGCUAAGUUUACACUGUACCUACAAGUGAAGCAUACAGUACAUAUCCGCAAACCUCGAAUGUUCCUUCAAUGUAGCUGGAGUUGUAUUUAAGAUAAGAAGCCGACGCGGGGUGGCAGGGAAGGAUUAGCGCUUCUCUGAACCGUCCUCGGUGGAAAUGUGACUGAUUUUGAAACCUUUACGACCCAGAGCAUCCCCGGCCCGAUCCCUUCGUCUGAGUCCAGCACACAUUUACUUAAACAACCUCUCAUGAUUUCUGCUUCCAUCCGGCUUACGUGGCUACUGCAAAUUAACCUAUUGGACAAACCCCCGGGCCCCCGACCCGAGUCGGGUCCUUUCUGAGAAGCACAGCGCCAACUUUGGAAUGCCGCGUUUUGACUAGAAGCAGUGUCUGUGUGGCUCACGACACUUCCAAUCUGCAGUCGCCACGGCGACCGUCUCUCAAAGCACACACACACACACACACACACACACACACUCAGCAGCUGCCCAACGUCCUGACCAGCCACAUAUCUACACCUGGGAGAGGUUGAGCAGAGAGCUGACUGAAACGAACUGAGCGAGAAACCUUUGAUCAUGUGCGGCGGUCGACUCAGUGCAGUGUAGCCACAGACGGCUGACUGCUGAGCGCCGUCCCACGCUCCCACAGUAGCGCCUCUUCCCCGGGAUGUUCUUACCUAAAGACUUAAGUGGAGGAAUGAAACCAGAUGGACUACGUCGGUCAGCCAAAAACCAAAGGAGCUUGAAAUUUUCAAAACGGUCAUAAAUGUAUUUGUCAGGGGCCACUGAGGAACUGACAAAAAGGACUAUGUAAGAGGCCACACUAGCACAAACAAAUGUCACUGGGACUUUAGGAAACGCGUGUGAUUUUUUCUGACCUCAGUGUGUCGAGGUGAGAGGCUCUGCGGGCGAUGCGAUCCCAUCCUCCUUUCUCUUUCCGCCGUCCCGGGUCUCCCCGGCUCUCGGCACGCCAUUCACCCUCGUGUCUGGCUCCUGACUUAGCGGUCCGCUUUUGUUUUGCACAAGCGUUGGAGAUUGUAGCUAGUUGCAUACGGCAAAAACCCCAGCUCUUGAGCGCGUAAGCGUUAGGGCGCUCUCGUCUGUAUUAAUGUAGUCGUCCUCGGCGGUGGCAGGGGGGCAGCCUUCUCCAUGCUGGAAAAAAAAGAAAGAACGUGACAAUGCAGAGCAGGAACCGAACCAGAACUGAGCAUCGCGACAGGAUAAACAGACAAUUGUAGAGAUUCAAAGUAGAUAAGACUUGUUGGAUGCGAUCCCCACUACUGAUGGAAAGAGAGAUGGAGGCGCCCUCCGUACCUUUUGACCUCUGCCCUUUCUUUUGCCUUGACAACGUGCCCCAUGUGGUGAUGUGAAUGUGUGAAGACCGCCCUAGGUCCACCUUGGGUCCUUUAUUGGCUUUUUAAGCGCAUGUAAAACGUAAACAACUUAAGAAACUUAUUUAAAAAAAUGAAAAAUAAGAAAAUUAAGCCUUGCAAUGAUGAUGUGGAUGUGUUCUUUUAUCUUUCUUUUGCUUGGAAGAAUCGAGAAGGAAACAGUGGAUUGUUCAUGUACUAAAUCUAUAACUUGCGUUUAAGGUGGAACCUUUAUCCAGUUCAGUCUUUGCAGAACCUGACGUCCACGGUUUUUGUCCAGUGUUAAAUUGAACAUGAUGUAGACUUGCAUGUAGGGAAUUAUUGGCUGUUGAUUUGCAGCUUUGAGGCUUUAACUUGUAGGGACUCGCUGUUGUUCAGACUUUCUGCUCUGGCUUCAGAUUAAGUUGUUGUGAUUAAACCGAUCUCAGACAAAAUUAUUAUUUAACAUUAGAUGUAGGGAAACUUUAAACAGGCUACAAGAGCAAUGUACUGUAUCGUUGAGUGAACCUGCAGCCUGUAACCUUCUCCGUUUCCACGGUUACUGGAGAGUUUUAGUGAACGCAUCAAGUAGUUUAGCCUCCAGAUCACUCCUUUAUGCAGGCUGCCAUUAAAGUCCUAAGAAAUGUCCAAGUUAAACGUCCAGCGCGUCUCUAUCCCCACAGUGGAUGGUUACGAGCCCAACACCAAUCACCCGUCUUUCAUUUGCCCUGCUCCGUGUCUUCCCCUUCAACCGAGGUCGUGUGCCAGUAGCCGCCUCGCGUUGCCAAGAGCAAAGAUAAAGUUUCCACCUUCAAACGUUUUGUAGGAAAUAAAAAUGUCCACGUAGCUCAGUGUUAAAGCAGGUGUUACAGAGACAUGCUAGAUAAGACUUUUACCAGACCAUAUUUGAAGGAUAAAGUAUCUUAUUGAGAGAUAAAAACAAAAUGUGGGGGAUAUAAGGCGAGCUUCUCUAACUUUGUUAUAAUUAAUUGUAUACCUGUGUAUGUAAAUAUAAUGCAUUCCUAUUUUGCAGUCAAGAACAAAAUACUAUUUGUAAUAUAGAAUAAACUUUAUUAUGAAACCAAG